This is a messenger RNA of Coffea eugenioides, 1411 nucleotides long. Its product is annotated as probable glycosyltransferase At3g07620. Lineage: Eukaryota; Viridiplantae; Streptophyta; Magnoliopsida; Gentianales; Rubiaceae. Gene Ontology annotation, molecular function: glycosyltransferase activity. The record is from RefSeq and is a predicted model, not a curated record. The coding region runs from base 176 to 1411 and encodes 411 amino acids. The transcript has 4 exons.
AACAAAUGGCUCCAAGCGUUUGUCUUUUUUCUCCCUUCCAUCUUCACCAUGGACAUGGACGCCCACCAUUGCCACUCCUCCAUCAUCCUCCUUCUCCCUUCCUCCAUCCAGUGCAAAUCAAUCUUCGCCGCCAAACCCUAAAUCUGCUCUUUACCCACACUUUAGUAAUCCAAAAAUGCAAAAAGUGGUGGAUGGUCUCAUUAAAGAUUUGGAUGCUGAAAGCUUGAAGAGAAGAGGGAAACCAAGGGAUGAGAAAAUGGAGAAGAUUGAGGCGAGUCUUGCCAGAGCUAGAGCUUUGAUUAGAGAAGCCAUAGUCAAUGGCAGCCAGCAAUUGCCUCUUCAUGACGCAGACUACAUUCCUCAAGGAGAAAUUUACAGGAGCCCUUCAGUGUUUCACAGGAGUUACCAGUUGAUGGAGAGUCUCUUCAGAAUAUUCGUGUACGAAGAAGGGGAGCCUCCCUUGUUUCACUAUGGACCUUGCAGGGACAUAUACUCAUUGGAAGGGAUAUUUUUAGGCUUAAUAGAGAAAAACACACGAUUCCGGACCUAUAAUCCUGAUGAAGCUCAUGUAUACUUCCUUCCUUUCAGUGUAGUAAAGAUCCUUGAGCACCUUUUCGAUCCAAUUAGCCGUGAUAAGGCUGUUCUAGAACGUGUAAUUGGCGAUUAUGUUCGUAUAGUUUCUACCAAAUAUCCGUACUGGAAUAGAAGCUUGGGAGCUGAUCAUUUGACGCUUUCCUGCCAUGAUUGGGGGCCUCGUGCUACAUGGUAUGUUCAUCAGUUAUACUUCACUUCCAUUCGAGCUCUAUGCAACGCGAAUACUUCUGAGUUCUUCAACCCCCGGAAAGAUGUUUCAUUCCCUGAAAUUAACCUCCAGACUGGAGAUAUUGCCAUAGUUACCGGAGGAUUGUCCCCAUCAAAUCGAACAAUUUUAGCAUUCUUUGCCGGUGGAUACCAUGGACGAAUUAGGCCUGCACUUUUUCAGCACUGGAAGAAUAAAGACAGUGACAUUCAAGUAUAUGAAAAACUGCCAGGGAAUUUAUCUUAUCAUGAAAUGAUGAAGAAAAGCAAGUAUUGUCUGUGUCCAAGUGGUCAUGAAGUUGCUAGUCCAAGAAUUGUGGAGGCAAUCUAUGCAGAAUGUGUUCCAGUAUUGAUCUCACAGGACUAUAUUCUUCCUUUUAGUGAUGUUCUUGAUUGGAACUCUUUCUCCAUUCAGGUUUCAGUGAGUGAAUUGCCAAACCUGAAAAAGAUUUUGAUGGGAAUUUCAGAAGGUAAACAUAGAAAAUUGCAUGAGGCAGUGAAGCAAGUACAGAGGCAUUUUAUGAUAAAUGAUCCUCCCAAGAGAUAUGAUGUAUUUCACAUGAUAAUUCACUCCAUUUGGCUCCGAAGGUUGAAUGUCAAAAUAUAUGGUUAA